GCCGCUCUGAGCUGCGGCUGGCUCCAAAGGAGGCCCGGCCCAGGCACCUCCGCCGGGCACCGCGCCCCCUCCCUCCCUGCGGGGGAGCGGGGCAGGGGCUUCUCCCCCGGCCCUGGGCGGCGGAGGGGGAUGGAGGGGCGCCUCAGUCUCCCCCAUGCAGUUUGGGAAACUUUGUUACUGCAGUUACGGGAGGGGAGUUGGGGAGGGCCUUCGUGGGGCGGAGUCCCCCUGCCCUCCUUCCCGUCCUGCCUCCCUCCCUCCGCGCAGCGUCGGACCCCGAAGAUGGCGCCGCCGGGAUCGGCCCGGGACUGGAACCGCAGGCGGCCCGGCUGAGCGAAGGAGGCGUCGCCGUCGCCCUGAGGGAGCGGGCGGCCCCAGCAGCGCCGGGAGCAGCGCCACCCACCCGCCCUGCCUCGCGCCAGGGCCGCGCGGGGCCUCCAUGGAGCCACAGGGGCCGCGCAGCGUCAGGCGGUGGGGUCGGGGCGUCGUCGGAGGGGAGCGGGGCCGCGGCCCCCAGCAGCCGCUUCUGGCCCGGAUUUCUCUGUUUGGGUCCAAAAACCUUGAAGGAAGAAGCCCUGAUGGCCCCAUGCUGAGUAAGGCUGAGUUUGUUGAGAAAGUUCGCCAGAGCAACCAGGCCUGCCAUGAGGGCAACUUCCCCAAGGCCAUUGCACUCUAUAGUGAAGCUCUGGGAGUUGAUCCUCAGAACUGUAUCCUGUAUAGCAACCGCUCUGCGGCGUACAUGAAGACCCAGCAAUACAGCCAAGCCCUGGAUGAUGCCAUCAAAGCCCGUCUCCUGAACCCCAAAUGGCCAAAGGCCUACUUCCGACAGGGCGUUGCCCUCCAGUACCUUGGGCGCCAUGCCGAUGCCCUGGCGGCCUUUGCCUCUGGCUUGGCUCAAGACCCCAAGAGUCUGCAGCUCCUGGUGGGGAUGGUGGAAGCCGCCAUGAAGUCUCCAAUGCGAGAGUCCCUCGAGCCGACCUACCAGCAGCUGCAGAAGAUGAAACUCGACAAGAGCCCCUUUGUGGUGGUUUCUGUGGUUGGCCAGGAGCUGCUGACUGCUGGCCAUCACAGCGCCUCAGUGGUGGUUCUGGAAGCUGCCUUGAAGAUUGGCACUUGCAGCCUGAAGCUGAGGGGCUCUGUCUUCUCGGCCCUGAGCAGCGCCUACUGGUCCUUGGGCAACACCGAGAAGAGCACCAGCUACAUGCAGCAGGACUUGGACGUGGCCAAGACUUUAGGUGACCAGAUGGGUGAAUGCCGAGCUCACGGCAAUUUGGGCUCUGCAUUCUUCUCCAAAGGAAAUUACCGGGAGGCCUUGACUAACCACAGACAUCAGCUGAUGCUUGCCAUGAAACUAAAGGACCGAGAGGCAGCCUCUUCUGCCCUGAGCAGCCUCGGCCAUGUCUACACCGCCAUAGGUGACUACCCCAACGCCUUGGCCAGCCACAAACAGUGCGUUCUCCUGGCCAAGCAAGGGAAAGACGAGCUCUCGGAGGCACGGGAGCUGGGCAACAUGGGAGCGGUCUACAUUGCCAUGGGCGACUUCGAGAAUGCUGUGCAGUGCCACGGGCAGCACCUGACAAUCGCCAAGGCACUUGGCAACAAGCGGGAGGAGGCCCGGGCCUACAGCAACUUGGGCAGUGCCUACCACUACCACCGCAACUUUGACAAGGCCAUGUCUUACCACAACCACGUCCUGGAGCUAGCCCAAGAGCUGGAGGAGAAGUCCAUUGAGAUGCGGGCCUACGCUGGCCUGGGCCACGCUGCCCGGUGCAUGCAGGAUCUAGAGAGGGCCAGGCAGUACCAUGGGGAGCAGCUGAGCAUUGCCGAGAGCCUGAAGGAUCGAGCCGCUGAGGGCCGGGCCUGCUCCAACCUUGGGAUCAUCCAUCAGAUGAAGGGCGACUACGAGACAGCGCUGAAGCUGCACAAAGCACACUUGUCCAUCGUGCAGGAGCUGAACGAUUAUGCUGCUCAGGGCAGGGCCUACGGCAAUAUGGGCAAUGCCUACAAUGCCCUGGGCAUGUUUGACCAGGCAGUCAAGUACCACCGCCAGGAGCUGCAGAUCUCCAUGGAGGUGAAUGACCGCGCCUCACAAGCCUCCACCCACGGCAAUCUGGCCGUGGCGUACCAAGCGCUGGGAGCGCAUGACCGGGCCCUUCAGCACUACCAGAACCACCUCAACAUUGCCCGGGAGUUGCGGGACAUCCAGAGUGAAGCUCGGGCCCUGGGCAACCUGGGGAACUUCCACUGUUCCCGGGGGGAGUUUGCCCAGGCCGCCCCCUACUAUGAGCAGUACUUGCAGCUGUCCCCAGAGCUGCAGGACAUGGAGGGCGAAGGCAAAGUCUGCCACAACCUUGGCUAUGCCCACUACUGCUUGGGCAACUACGAGGAGGCUGUGAAGUACUAUGAGCAAGACCUGGCCCUCGCCAAGGACCUGCACGACAAGCUGAGCCAGGCCAAGGCCUACUGCAACUUGGGCUUAGCUUUCAAGGCACUGGCCCGCUUCAGCAAGGCCGAGGAGUGCCAGAAGUACCUGUUGUCACUUGCGCAGUCGCUCAACAACCCCCAGGCCAAGUUCCGGGCCCUGGGCAAUCUUGGGGACAUCUCGGUCUGCAAGAAGGACGUUGGCUUGGCCAUCAGGUUCUAUGAGCAGCAGCGGAGCUUGGCCCAUCAGGUCGCGGACCGGAGGCUGGAGGCGAGUGCCUACGCGGCCUUGGGCUCUGCCCACCGCCUAGUGCAAAAGUAUGACAAGGCCUUGGGCUACCACACACAGGAACUGGAGGUGUACCAAGAGCUGGGCGAGGCGCUGGGUGAAUGCCGGGCCCACGGGCACCUCGCUGCAGUCUACAUGUCCCUCGGCAAGUACACCAUCGCCUUCAAGUGCUACGAGGAGCAGCUGGAGCUGGGUCAGAAGCUAAAGGACCCGGGCAUCGAGGCCCAGGUCUAUGGCAACAUGGGCAUCACCAAGAUGAACCUGAGCGCCAUGGAGGAGGCCAUUGGGUACUUUGAGCAGCAGCUGGCCACUCUGCAGCAGCUCAGUGGGACGGAAGCCGUGCUGGACAGAGGCCGGGCCUUCGGGAACCUGGGCGACUGCUACGAGGCCCUGGGGGACUUCGAGGAGGCCAUCAAGUAUUAUGACCAGUACCUGUCCGUGGCACAGAGCCUGAACCUCAUGCAGGACCAAGUCAAGGCUUACCGGGGCCUGGGCAACGGGCACAGGGCAAUGGGGUGCUUGCAGCAGGCCCUGGUAUGCUUCGAGAAAAGGCUGGUGGUGGCCCACGAGCUUGGGGAGGCCUUUGACAAGGCGCAGGCCUACGGGGAGCUGGGCACACUGCAUAGCCAGCUGGGCAACUACGAGCAAGCCAUUUCCUGCCUGGAGCGCCAGCUGGGCAUCGCCAGGGAGAUGAAGGACCAGGCCUUGGAGGGGAACGCGGCUUGCGGCUUGGGCAGCGUCUACCAGCAGAUGGCCGAAUACGACAUGGCACUCCAGUACCACCAGCUGGACCUCCAGAUUGCGGAGGAGAUGAACAACCCCGCCUGCCAAGGCCGGGCAUAUGGCAACCUCGGCCUUACCUACGAGUCGCUGGGCACCUUUGAGAGAGCCGUGGUGUACCAGGAGCAGCACCUAAGCAUCGCAGCACAGAUGAACGACCUGGUGGCCAAAACGGCCUCCUACAGCAGCCUGGGCCGGACACACCAUGCCCUCCAGAACUACUCCCAGGCCGUCAUGUAUCUGCAGGAAGGGCUGAGGCUGGCAGAGCAGCUGGGACGCAGGGAGGACGAAGCCAGAAUCCGACACGGCCUCGGCCUUUCACUCUGGGCUAGUGGGAACCUGGAGGAGGCUCAGCACCAGCUCUAUCGGGCCUCCGCUCUCUUUGAGACCAUCCGCCACGAGGUGCAGCUCAGCACGGACUACAAGCUCUCGCUCUUUGACCUCCAGACCUCUUCCUACCAGGCCCUGCAACGGGUGCUGGUUAGUCUAGGGCACCACGACGAGGCGCUGGCCGUGGCCGAGCGGGGCCGCACGAGGGCGUUUGCCGACCUGCUAGUGGAGCGCCAGACGGGGCAGCAGGACUCAGACCCUUACUGCCCUGUGACGGUCGACCAGGUCCUGGAAGUGGUGAAUGGGCAGCAGAGCCUGGUCCUGUACUACUCGUUGGCUGCCGGAUACCUCUACAGCUGGCUGCUGGCUCCUGGGGCAGGAAUCCUGAAGUUCCACGAGUGCUACCUGGGUGAGGGCCCAGCCGAGAGCUCUGGAGACUUCCAAGAGAACAGUGCCAGCCUCCAGGCCGUCACCAGCACCACCCUAGAGCAGCUCAGCUCCAGCGUGCGGGAGGUGCUUGGGGUAGAUUCCUACUACACGCGAGCCUGCGCCAGCAGCGAAACAGAGAGUGAGGCAGGAGACGUUGUGGAGCCGCAGUUUGAGGAGAUGAAUAACAAACUGAACUCCACCACGGACCCCACUGGCUUCCUGAGGAUGGUUAGCAGGAACAACCUCUUCAACAGGUACAGGAGCUGCCAGAGCAUGAACAGCCUCUUCAGCGGACCAGCGUCCCCAGCAAACGAGGCCACCUCCUCACUGCCCCGACAGCCCAGCUCCUUCAGCAAGCCGCCUCUGCGCUCCCUCUACGACCUGCUGAUUGGGCCCAUGGAAGGGGGCCUGAUGCACUGCAGCGGGCCAGCGGGACGCCACCGGCACCUCGUCCUGGUCUUGGAGGGAGAGCUCUACCUUAUCCCCUUUGCUCUCCUCAAGGGCAGCUCCUCCAACGAGUACCUGUACGAGCGCUUCAGCCUCAUUGCGGUGCCCUCCAUCCGAGCCCUGAACCCCAGCGCCAAGACCCAGGCCAAGAAGACCCAGGCCUCCACCCACAGCAGCUCUCCCUCGAUGGCCGCUGUCAUUGGCAACCCCAAGUUGCCGCCCUCAGUGAUGGAUCGGUGGCUGUGGGGGCCCAUGCCAUCUGCCGAGGAGGAGGCCUACACGGUGUCAGAGCUGCUUGGCUGCCAGCCUCUGGUAGGCAGCCUGGCCACCAAGGAACGGGUGAUGAGCGCGCUAGCCCAGGCAGAGUGCGCCCACUUUGCCACCCACAUCUCCUGGAAGCUGGCUGCCCUGGUCCUGACGCCCAGCACCGAGAGCAGCGCUGCUGGCAGCAAGGGCUCCUUUGGGAACGCCUACACCAUCCCCGAGUCCCUCCGCAUGCCAGACGACUCCAGCGAUGCGGAGAGCAUCUCGGACUGCCCGCCCCUGCAGGAGUUCCUACUCACAGCCGCUGACGUCCUGGACCUGCGCCUGCCAGCCAAGCUGGUGGUCCUGGGCUCCUACCAGGAGUCCAACAGCAAGGCCACUGCCGACGGGGUGAUCGGGCUGACGCGAGCCUUUCUAGCGGCGGGCGCCCACUGUGUCCUGGUGUCCCUCUGGCCGGUCCCGGUGGCUGCAUCCAAGAUGUUUGUGCACACCUUGUACAUGGCCCUGCUCAAUGGCCUCAGGACCAGCGCUGCCCUCGGCGAGGCCAUGAAGACCGUGCAGAGCAGCAAACAGUUCUCCCACCCCUCCAACUGGGCAGGCUUCACACUGAUUGGGAGCGAUGUGAAACUGAACAGCCCUUCCGCUCUGGUUGGGCAAGCCCUGACAGACAUCCUGCAGCACCCAGAGCGGGCCCGCGAUGCCCUGCGGGUCCUGCUACACCUGGUGGAGAAGUCCCUGCAGCGGAUCCACAGCGGGCAGCACAACUCCAUGUACACCUCCCAGCAGAGUGUGGAGAACAAAGUGGGGGGCAUCCCCGGCUGGCAGGCUCUGCUAACUGCUGUGGGCUUCCGGCUGGACCCUCCAGCCAGCGGCCUCCCCGCCGCUGUCUUCUUCCCCACUGCGGACCCGGGCGACCGCCUGCACCACUGCAGCUCCACCAUCCAGUCAUUGCUGGGUUUGCCCAACUCUGCUCUCCAGGCCCUGUGCAAGCUCAUCGCCGCCUCUGACACUGGAGAGCAGCUCAUCAGCCGGGCUGUUAAAAAUAUGGUAGGAAUGCUCCAUCAAGUCUUGGUGCAGCUCCAAGUGGGAGAGAAGGAGCCAGACUUCUCCUUGGCCCCAAUCCAAGUCUCCAUUAGCGUCCAGCUUUGGCGUCUGCCCGGCUGCCAUGAGUUCCUUGCAGCUCUAGGCUUUGAUCUGUGUGAAGUGGGGCAGGAGGAGGUGAUUCUGAAGACGGGGAAGCAGGCCAGCCGCAGGACCAUGCACUUCGCCCUACAGACGCUGCUGGCGCUCUUUGAUUCCACCGAGCUCCCCAAACGGCUCAGCUUGGACAGCUCCUCAUCCCUUGAGUCGUUGGCCUCAGCUCAGUCCGUCUCCAACCCUGGGCCACUCAACUACCAGAACCCCCCCUUCUCCCCCCUGUGCCCCGACACCCUGGGCUCCGACGCCAUCUCCGUCUACAGCCUGAGCUCCAUCACGUCCUCCGCCAGCUUUGUCUCCAAGCCUGAGUGCUUGUCGGAAGGGGGCAGCUCCAAGGGGUGCCAGGAUCCUGGGAGGGCCAAGAACACCUGUCCCCAGAGGCCCUCUAUGCUGCACGGCCAGUCCUCGCCAAAGAGCGAUGCUUCCCCCGGCAAGGAGGAGGAGGAGGAGUAUGAAGGCUUCUCCAUCAUCAGCAACGAGCCACUGGCAAUGUACCCGGGCAACAGGCGAGCACAGUUUUCCCCGGACCACAAACCCUCCCAGACUCGUAAGGGCGGAGGGGUCAAGGUUUCUGCCAGCUCCCCAAACUCCCCUGUUAAAAUGACUCUUAUUCCCAGCCCAAAUUCCCCUUUCCAAAAAGUUGGGAAACUCGCAGGGUCAGACACUGGUGAGUCUGACCAGUCCAGUACCGAAACAGACAGCACCAUCAAGUCCCAGGAGGAGAACAGCCCCAAGCUAGAUCCCCAGGAGCUGGCCCAGAAGAUCCUGGAGGAGACCCAGACCCACCUCCUGGCCGUGGAGCACUUGCAGCGCAGCGGCCAGCCUGGUAAGAGCAACAGCCGGGAGGGUGGGGCCUCGGUGCCUGCCGGGCCCUCUUCCUUCCGAUCCUCAGAGACCAGCGCGUUCAGCAGGCCUCUGUGCUCAAGUCACAAGGGCCAGGCCUCCCCCAGCCCCCUCAAGCCAAAGCCCCCCGCGAGGAGCUCCUCCCUGCAGAAGGUCAGCUCUGGCUACAGCAGUCCUACGGCCUCUGAGGCAUCCAAUAAGGAGGAGGAGCGGGAGGGGGCCAGUCCACACAGCAGCUGGCCACCCCCCACCUCCGACACCCAGGGGGUUCUGCCGGAGCAGCCAGCCUUCAAGCUGAAGUACCCCAGCUCCCCCUACAGCACCCACAUUUCCAAAUCGCCCAGGAACAUUUCCCCAAGCUCCGGGCAUCACUCCCCGGCCGGCAGCACCCCCUCCCCUGCUCUCUCCUACUCCUCCGCAAGUUCUGCCCGUUCCAGCCCUGCAGAUGUCCUCUCCAUCGACAAGCUCAAGAUGGCCGCUAUUGAUGAGAAGGUGCAAGCCAUCCACAACCUGAAGAUGUUCUGGCAAAAUGCCCCGCAGCACCCCACGGGCCCCCUGAAAAUCUUCCGGAGUACUUCCGGGAGGAGAGACGUGCUCAGCUUGCUGAACUUGUCCCCACGGCACAGCAAAGAGGAAGGAGCCAACAAGCUGGAGUUGAAGGACUUGUCUGCUCCUCUGCCGCCGCAGCCACAGAGGAACACCUCCAAUGGACAUGCCAGCCCCCUGGCCCCUACGCAGUCCCCGCGACCAACCAGCACACCGAGCCCCGGGCAUCCCAUGCGGCUGCCUUCCGGAAAUGGCUACAAGUUCUUGUCCCCAGGCCGGUUCUUCCCUUCUUCCAAGUGCUGAGACCUCUUUGCAACAGUCCCUGCCCCUUGGGUUGUGUGGAGCUCCCGGCCUUUCUUCCUCUGUCCGCUUACCUGAAUGGAGCAGAACCUUGGGAAAUAAGACGGUGGGGGGGGGGAGCCUUGCGCACAGCAAGUUGCCCAGGCUGAGGUAGGACCUGUGGAUCAGUGCCAGGUUGGUAGCCAGUCAGCCUCUCAGCCCCCCCUCCGGAUGCUGGACACAAGCGUCAGGCGCCACCAAGGACUGGAGGAGGGGAAGAGGGCUGCUAGCAGGAGGGGGACGCACACAGCUUUUUGGGAGGUGAGGUACAAGCCAUUUGCAGAUGCUUCUUGAAGGGGGGUUGCUGGGGCGGGGGGGCACACAAGCAGCUGUAGUGCUGCCUCUGCUGGGAAACGCAAGCAUGUCCUGUCUGUUAUGGGGCCCAGCCCAGGGACCUUGUCUGGCCGGGACAGGCAAGAUCCUUUUGCUGCUGCAGAGUAGAUCAUGGCAGGCUCCACCCUUUGCAGAUAGCAGGAUGACUCUGGGGGCCUGAGGGGGUGAAGCAGCCCGGCAGGGGCCUCUUGCAGCCUCAAGGUUCAGGGGCCUCCACUGGCCUCCCUCUGCCAUAAGGACGCUCCCACUUGCGCUUCCGCCAUGAAGCCUCCCACAGCCCCUUUGCAAAGCAGGGGAAGCCUAACCUCUGUUGUGUGCUGGGGGGGCUGGCAGGGGGAGACUUGGCAGCAUUCUGCCUCCUUGGGGGGGGUUCUUAGGUCACGCAAAGCUGGGCAUUCAGCACUCCUCCCUCUCUUCCCCAUGGUGGGGAGGCAAUACCGCCCUAUCUCUCAAGGUGAUUUGGGCUAGCCAUCAAGCUCCUAGCCCCAAGCACAACUGGGAGGUCCCCCCUCCCUCUCAAUGUCUAGGAGGAUUUGGGUUUCUGAAGAGAGAAGCACCAAGAUGCCACUGCAGGGGGCUGCGUGGGGUGCUCAGCUUGCUAGUGUGGGGAGAAAAUAUUGAGCAAGGUGGGGAAGUCCUAGAGCAGUACCCCCCCCCCGCUUCAAGCCAGGAAAUGGAUCCCUGCCAGUGAAAACAUGGAGCAGAGCAGCCGUGGAGCAAUGCCCGUGAGCCGCUCUGGGGCGUCCAGCUGGCUGCUGGUUGGUGGGCUGGGUGCCCCUGCCUCCAUCCUCCCUCUGGCCAGUGCCAUGUCCCUUUGGCUCUCAGGUUCACCUCAAAAGGUCUCCCUCUGCUCUGAGCAGACAACCCUUCCGUGCUUUGUGGGUAGUAGUGAGAAGCUUUUCUCAGGUGCUGCGAGACUGUUGUUGUUGGGACCAACCGCUGGUCUUUUCCUACCCUAUGCAAAGUCACUCUGCAGGUGAUGGCUGAAGCUUUCAACAAAAGUGGGGGAAGACCCUCCGCACCCUGCAGAGCUCACGUCCUUCCUUCCUUCCUUCCCCUGGAGGCAGAAGUCUUCACAAACGGUGCUUUCUGGGCAGCUGCCCCCCUUGCUGCAAUCUCCUCUGCUCAGCAGCAAUGGCUCCGGCCACCUGAGCCUCCCAGGCUGCAAGUGAUGUCCAGGCAGAGGGCAUUCCCUGAGCUGCCCUUCCGUGGAGGAUGGGUGUCUGUGGCCACGUGUAACAUAUUCAGCAACACCGGCUGUCCCCUACUCACCUCUCCGCCUCCCCUGGACCAUUGCCUCAUUCCUGUGCCCUGUAAGGGAGGAAAAUGGGAGUUUGCCAGGCUUGCAGUUUAUGUGGGGAAAAUCAGGAAACAGCAUCUCCCCCCCCCACUCUGCAGAGCUCCCCAUUUGUCCUCCUCCUCCUCGUCUUGUGCACGGACAAGUGACCACACUGCUUCUCACAGUGAGCAAUAAGCGUUAGGUGUGAUGCCAGGUGCAAACCCCCUCCAUUCCCCUGCCUGCCAAGACGGCCUAUCAGUUUGGCUUUAUCCUGCAAAGGCCCACGAGCCACUCUGGGCUUUGGGCUUGCCGGGCAGGCCACAUGGCCCAGCAUUCACCAGCUGCCCAGCGUUAGCCAGUCCAUGUUGUUCUCCCACCCCUGGGCCCUUGUUUAAGUGAGGGUCAUGCUGAAAAACUGUAAGGGGGAGGAAUGGUUUCCAAAUCCUGGCCUUCAUCUCACCCCUGCCCCCAUCCCCGUGUGUCUCCAUAAGGAGUCUUGUAGUCCAUCUACUCUUCCUUUAGGUCAUGUGAUCUUGUGAGGUGGGGCUCUUGUUCAUGGGAAUAUGGAGAGGACCCCGAUAUGCACAUGUGUGUCCGCACACACACCCAUCCCUGCCUACCUGUCCACAACUGGUCCUCUGCACUCCUUGUUCUUUAUGCAGUGUCUGCCAUGUUUGGCCUAUAUGGACUUUUUUGUAAAUUAAAACUCCCGUUUCCAGACAACAUUAAACUUUUUAUAUUAUGAUGUUUACCAUGUAAAAAGAAUUUCAUAUUUUUAUUGCAAUUCCUAAGGCAUUUGGCCACCUCCUUUGUGAUUUCCUUUUGUGUCUAUUAAAG
Rhineura floridana is the source of this 10334-nucleotide messenger RNA. RefSeq names its product tetratricopeptide repeat domain 28 (gene TTC28). Gene Ontology annotation, molecular function: protein binding. Bases 155 to 7849 code for a protein of 2564 amino acids. The transcript has 23 exons. The record is from RefSeq and is a predicted model, not a curated record. NCBI's taxonomy places the organism in Eukaryota, Metazoa, Chordata, Lepidosauria, Squamata, Rhineuridae.